Molecule: messenger RNA, 1020 nt
Organism: Loxodonta africana (African savanna elephant)
Lineage: Eukaryota; Metazoa; Chordata; Mammalia; Proboscidea; Elephantidae
Product: C-reactive protein-like
Exons: 2
Coding region: 89-772 (227 amino acids)
Biological process (GO): innate immune response
Molecular function (GO): complement component C1q complex binding; low-density lipoprotein particle binding
Source: RefSeq, a predicted model, not a curated record
UGAAGAAGUGGAUCUAGUCUUUGAGCUUUCACCCAAAGACACCUUCUGAAGGAGGUGAGCCCAGAUCCUAUGACAUCAGCAGCAGGGAAUGAUCAUGGAGGAGCUGUGGUGGUGUUUCCUGGUAUUGAUCAGCCUCUUUAAUGUUUCUGGCCACACAGACAUGCAUAAGAAGGCCUUUGUGUUCCCCAAAGAGUCAGCCGAUUCCUACGUGUCUCUGAAAGCACAGCUGAAGAAGCCACUAAAAGCGUUUACCCUGUGCUUCCACGUCUACUCCGAACUGAAUCUGACCCGUGGCUAUGGCAUUUUCUCUUAUGCCAUUCAGAAACAGGCUAAUGAGAUCCUCAUAUCUGGGUCUAAGAGUAGAGGAUAUAUUGUUGGAGUGGGUGGGACUGAGGUAUUAUUCCGUGUCCCAGAAACCACUGCUGCUCCAGCACACAUCUGUACAAGCUGGGAGUCAGCCUCAGGGAUUGUUGAGUUCUGGCUAGAUGGGAAGCCCAUGGUGAGAAAGAGCCUGAGGAAGGGAUACACUGUGGGAUCAGAGGUGAUUAUCAUCGUGGGGCAGGAUCAGGAUUCCUUUGGUGGCGACUUUGAUAUAAACCAGUCUUUGGUGGGAGACCUUGGCAGUGUGAACAUGUGGGACUGCGUGUUGUCACCAGAAGAGAUUAACACUGUUUAUUUAGGUGGGACCGUCAUUCCUAAUGUCCUAAACUGGCGGGAGCUGAACUCUGAGAUCCAUGGGGAAGUGUUCAUCAAGCCCGAGCUGUGGUCCUGAGACCCUGCUGUGGGUUCUGAAGGUGCCUCUUCCUGGCACUUAUGCCUGACAGGCUCCAUGUCUCUGGCUCUGGAGCUGUCUCCCCUCCCCCCACUAUAUACACUGUAGGUCCCUGAGUGGUGCAAGCAGUUUGCAGUUGACUACUAGCCUAAAGGUUGACAGUUCAAACCCAGCUAGCAGUGCCAUGGAAGAAAGGCCUGAUGAUCUGCUUUCAUAAAGAUUACAGCCAAGAAAACCCUAUAGAGCAG